Messenger RNA from Notodromas monacha, 2680 nucleotides. Lineage: Eukaryota; Metazoa; Arthropoda; Ostracoda; Podocopida; Cyprididae. The record is from the annotation of a GenBank genome assembly.
AUGUUUCGGAGCAGACAGAAGCAGCGCGUCUUCGUCGCAAUCGUCGGACGACGAGACACGAACGUCGGAGUUUCCCAACAUCUUCCGCUAGGCUUCGUGAAUCACAAGUAUUUCGAGUUCUUGAGCGAAUUGCUGAUUCAUCUCUUUGUUUUGCAGUUGAUUACCCCUGCCAACACCCCUGCAACACCGCCAAACUUUCCAGACACAUUGCUGGCCUUGUCAAAGCUUUCCACCUCUGAAAGCGGCAACGGAAAUUUCGGCUACGGCAGCGGCAUUUCAAGUCGACCCCCUACACUGUCCUCCUCGCCGUCAGGGAUGGACGUGUCUCUGCAUUGUCCUGCGCCCAGCGGCGGGUCCGUGUUCGGCGACUAUCACUACCAGCAUCACCACCACCACGGGAACUUCUCGUUCGGAUCUCAGGCCCAGGCCGGCUUCAACUACCAGCCGCUCGACUCUUCCAGUGCGGCCAGGAGUCAACAGAUCCCGAUCCAGGCCCAGCGAUAGGCAAUAGUCGCUCUCCGCCUCCGUCAAGCCUUCUUCUUCUUUCAGUCGCCCGAUAGGAAAUGGAAAACGCGUUGCGGAUUUUUUUUUUUCUGGUUGUUUGUCAACUGAACUCGCGUUGUCAAUUUCCCCACUCGAUUCGCCAAGAACUGUUGAGGUAGAAUGCUUGUAAACUCUGUUGCGAAAUUCAGGAGCUGGCUAAAUUUCCUCCUGAUGGACGUAAAGGACUUCUUGUGCGACUUUGAUCAGUUGUCCUCUGCUCACUCAGAGUGAAAUAAUUCGUGUGUUCAGAGUCGUUAACGAAAUAUGAGCCGUGUUUCCCUGAAAAUGAGUCUCGUGUCCAAAUUGUAUCCGUUUUUUUCUUUCUCUCCUUGCUGUGCCCAAAUUCACUUCAAAUUUUGGCCAUCCCCAAGAAUUUCCUCUCUGUUACUGUCGCGCGAUUAUGUCGUUCUUUGAAAAUUUCUGAAAUUAAUUUUGAACCGAGACAUUUUGGUUUUCUUUUCGAAUUUUAAAAUUACAUAUAUUGGAAUCUUGCGAAACAGAAUGGGACUGAAACCUAAUACAGUAUGUUGUUCUAUUCCAAUUUCUGUUAAAAUUUUAGCCAUAAUUUCGCGUGAUUUGAGUAGAAGCCUGAUUCAUAUACUUCCACUUCGAGACGGAUCUUGAAUGAGGCUUAAUAUUUGGCAUUGUAGACAUUAAGAUGUACAUUAAAUCUGAAUCCUGUUCUAGGGAUUAGUCUAUCGAUAUAAAUUUUCUGGGAAAUGAGGCAUCAAUUUCGAGUUUUAGCUUUCGAAAUAGAAAAUGGUAAAAUAUUCUUCGCAUUUCGAUAGAUUUACUUGGCUCAAGUCUUCUUGAUGUGAUGAAAAAUUUUCGCAUCGAGUAAAUCUGAGUUCUCCCGUUUCAAACCAAUCGAGAAAAAUUGUCACCUUGCGUUCAGUUGACGGAAACUGCAAUCAGCCUCCCGAUUGUUCUCUUGUGUACCUCAAAAUUAUGUCGUUGCUUGUGGAGAAAGAGGAAAAAAUGUUUUUCUCUUUUGUUUGGAAGAAAAUUGCGUUGUGGGCGGGGAGGGUAAAGAAAAAAAAAGGAGAAACAUGUGGAAGAAAAAGACAAGAGGAAGUCUGUCUGUUGUGCGAGGAUUUUUGUGGAACUCACGGGUUUGCUUCAAACUGCGGCAGAAACGAUUGAAUCGUUUUUUUUUUUCCUCACCACCUGAAACGAUGAUUUCUGCGUCGUCUCCGCGAAUUUAGGUUAGGACUUCGGAUUUUUGUAAGCCUGGCCGUUAGGGAAUUUCGCUUGAAGAUUUUUCCAUGAGGAAAACCGUUUAUUUUGUUUCUCUUCCGAAAAUCGUACGUACGUUCCCUUUUGAGGUGGUGAAGAUUUUUCCCCCGUGAAUUUUGCUGGAUCGUUUUGAGCCACCCUUUUCGGACUUGCUGCGUUUGUAUUCCGGUCGCUCAUAUUGGUGGAAGAUAUUUUACCGGAUUUUUUUGUUUAAUUUUCCUUUGGGAUCAGCAAGAGUCUGUGAAAAGGAAAGCUAAAAACAUUCAUCGCAAAUCUGUCGAGGGAAUCACCGAUCACUGCAUUUGUAUGGUCCAGCGGCGGCGGAAAUCUUCCGUUAUGCCGUUCUGCGUUGAAGUCGCUUAGAAAACGGGUAUCAUUCACUUUUUAGUUUCCAAGUUUUGUUCGGGUUUCGAGAAGAGAUUUUUUUUUUUUUGUAAAGGACGGAAAAAUUUCAAGCGAGUUUUCCAGUGGUUGGGAAGAACACUUGGAUUUCCUGGAAAGCGUUUCUAUUUUAUUCUCCGGCGAGGAUGUGAUUUUUGGCUAGACCCGCUUACGGCUCUCGGAAUUCGAUUUUCUGUGGCUAAAGGUGUCGCAGUAGGCGGAGUGUGUCGCUUGAUUGGUUCAGGAUGUGGGCGUUUGAAGCUCGUUUGUUGUGAUUUUUGUUCCUCCUCGCGCCAGAAAAAGCAGUGGAGGUGAAUGAAGGAAUAAGCAUCGCGUGGGAGUGACUGCUGAAGAGUCUUGUAGACCGAUGGAAGAGCCUCCCUUGCGCAUCUGUUCUCCAGUUUUGUGUACAGGCGACGUUAACUGGUUUUUUCAUUGACGUAUGAUGUGCAUGGGAUUGAAGCGCGAUCGUGGAAAAUGGAAUAAAGAAAUUGCGAGAAACCUGUUGUCGAGAAACAAA